AUGAUGUUACAAAUUCGUCAUCUUUUCGCCAAAAGACAUUUCAUUAUUCUUGUCGCAAGUGUUGUUGGAGUUAUAAUUGCUGUAGCUACUUUUUUUAUUGGAUUUGCUGUUGGACGAACAAAAUCUAUAGCUCCUUCAUCUUCUCCAUCUUCUCCAUCAUCUCCAAGUACAACUAUUGAAACAUGUCGUGGUAGUCUCGAAGGUUAUCCUGUUAGUGGUUCAUCUGUAUUAGGAAAGUAUUCACAAGCAGCGAUUGCUGUUGAGAAUAUUGACUGCUCACGAAUUGGUCGUCAAAUAUUAGAACGUAAUGGUACAGCUGUUGAUGCCAUUAUAGCAGCAGCUAUUUGUAAUGGAGUUAUGAAUGCACAUUCAAUGGGAAUUGGUGGUGGAUGUGUUAUGGUUAUUUAUUCUAAACAAAGAAAUAAAGCAUAUAGUAUUAUUGGAAGAGAACAAGCACCAUUAGCUGCUAAUUCAACAAUGUUUAUAGGUCGUGAACAUAUGUCUACGAUUGGUGGUUUAUCUAUUGGUACACCAGGUGAAUUACGAGCUUAUAGUAAAGCAUAUUCUGAAUUUGGAGGAGGUGUUUCAUGGAAAGAACUUUUUCAACCAACUAUCCAAUUAUGUCGAGAAGGAAUUGUUAUUACUAAAAUUCAGGCUACAGCUAUUAAUGAAGUAAAAGUUGAUAUUCUUAAAGAUCCAGGAAUGAGAGAAAUUUAUGUUAAAAAUAAUCAAACAAAUGAGUUAUAUGGUGAAGGUGAUACAAUACAACGAUUGAAAUUAGCUCGAACACUUGAAAUAAUUUCUGAAAAAGGUGAUGAUGCUUUUUAUACAGGUGAAUUAGCUGAUGUUAUUGUGAAAGAAAUUCAAGAUCAAGGUGGAAUAAUAACAAAAGAAGAUCUUUCUAAUUAUCAAGUUGAUUUUCGUGAAGCAAUACAAGUUAAUCUUAAUGAAUCAUUAACAGCAUUUGUAUCAUAUCCACCAACAAGUGGAAUUAUUCUUUCAUUUAUGCUGAAUAUCUUACGAGGUUAUGGCUUUAGUCCGAAGGAUUUAGAGAGUGCAACAACUACUACUUUAUUUUAUCAUCGUCUUAUAGAAGCAUUUAAAUUUGCUUAUGCUAAAAGAAGUGAACUUGCUGAUCCACUGAAAGUUAAUAUAACUGAUCUCAUUCAAAAUCUAACAUCAAUAGAAUAUGCUGAUCAUAUAAGACAACGUAUUGAUGAUUCUAAAACAUAUGGAUUUCAACAUUAUGGUGGAACAUGGCUUGAUAAGAUGAAAACUGGUACAUCUCAUCUAUCAGUUAUUGGAUCUAAUGGUGAUGCUGUAGCAAUGACAUCAACUAUCAAUCUAUAUCUUGGUUCAGGAGUCCUUGGUACUGAAACAGGUAUUAUUUAUAAUAAUCACAUGGAUGAUUUUUCUACACCGAAUACAACAAAUUUUUUUGGUGUUCCGGCUAGUCCAGCUAAUUUCAUUGCACCUGGUAAAAGACCAAGCUCAUCAAUGGCACCAUUAAUUAUGUUUGAUCAGAAUAAUCAACGUGUAUUACAAGUUUUAGGUGGUAGUGGUGGCACUAAAAUAACUACAGCUGUUGCUCAAGUAGCUAUGCUUAAUUUAUGGUUUAGAAAAGAUAUUAAACAAGCAAUUGAUACUCCAAGAUUACAUUCACAAUUAUUACCAGAAGAAGUUUUAGCUGAACGUGGUUUUAAUCAAACAAUUCUAGAAGAACUAAGAAAGCGUGGUCAUAAUAUCCAAUGUGGUAUGUAUGGAGGAUCAAUUGUACAAGGUAUUGAAUGGAGAAAACAAGAAAAUCAAUUAUGGGCUUGUAGUGAUGUACGAAAAGGUGGUGCACCAAGCGGAAUAUAA
Rotaria sp. Silwood1 is the source of this 1860-nucleotide messenger RNA. The record is from the annotation of a GenBank genome assembly. Lineage: Eukaryota; Metazoa; Rotifera; Eurotatoria; Philodinida; Philodinidae.